ACCCAUCGGCCUGAGUUCGGCCUCCGUCUCCACACGAACACGAGAUCUUUUGACUUUUCAGUUUAGUGCUUGUGUUAUCCUGCGUCUCUAGUUACUUUCUUCAAUCUUCUUUGCAAUUUGCAGUUGUAUAUCUCCGAGGGAUAUAUUUUGUUUGUCGUAUGUCCAUCCAGAAUCUCAACACAUUCGACCCCUUUGCAGAUGCAAUCAAGGGUUCAGAUGAUGAUGUCCAAGACGGUCUCGUGCAUAUAAGGAUUCAACAACGGAAUGGUCGCAAGACCUUAACAACGGUGCAAGGGCUCUCUUCUGAAUAUGACUUGAAGAAAAUUGUACGAGCAUGUAAAAAGGAGUUUGCCUGCAAUGGGACAGUAAUCGAGCACCCGGAGUACGGGGAGGUGUUGCAGCUGCAGGGGGACCAGCGAGAAAAUAUAUGCCAGUGGCUAACCAAAUCAGGUCUGGCAAAACCUGACCAGCUCAAGGUUCACGGUUUUUAAUGUGCAUACCAACCAUCCAUGCCACUAUCUAAUAUAACAACUCCACCUUCUCCAUCGCCUUUUCCAUCAUCUUAAAUUAUCUGUAUCGGUCACUAAAACUUGUUAAUACUUCGUGGGACACUAUUAUAUACGCCUAUAUAUUUGAGUAAUAAAAAAGAAUAAGAAUAUACCUAUAACAAACAGUGCCGUCAGUAUUCGGUCGGUAAGAUAUAUAAGAAAGAAGUAAAGCAAGAAAGAAAGAAAGAAAGAAAGCAAUAUUUUACUGUAACAGUCUUGUGUUAAAUAUGUUCUGCUCGCUUUUAUCACUAAUGAAGUAAUUGAAGCGAUAAAUAAUAGAAUUUUGCGAAGAUAUAAGUCAUAGAUGAGAAGAUAGAUACAGGAAGAAGCAACGGAUGGAUCUUGAUUUUGACAUUAGAUAGUAUGUAUCUGGGAGCCAUAGACGUGUUCAGAGAGGUUGAGAGAUAUUCUCCUAGGGUUCUGAUUGGCUUCUCAUUUAUAACUACAGCUUGUUUCAAUUUCCCUAUACAGUAAGGACCAUACUUUGCGCUUCAAGAAGACGUCAUCGUUUUUUUUUUGUUUCAACUUUUGUGCCUUUUUAUUCCACUGAUGAUUGUAUUAGUUAUAAAUGACGUUGGAAAUAUGUGACAAGGUGGCGCCGCCUGUUUCGGCCUGCUUGUUUCAAUUCUUUCUAAAGCAGUAUUGGUAUAACUAUAAAUAAUUGUUUUCCGUCUUACAAAAGUAUGUGGCUGUUCUAGACAAAUAAAUGGCAAUUCAUCAUU
Belonocnema kinseyi is the source of this 1270-nucleotide messenger RNA. RefSeq names its product eukaryotic translation initiation factor eIF1 (gene eIF1). Lineage: Eukaryota; Metazoa; Arthropoda; Insecta; Hymenoptera; Cynipidae. Bases 159 to 491 code for a protein of 110 amino acids. The record is from RefSeq and is a predicted model, not a curated record. Gene Ontology annotation, cellular component: eukaryotic 43S preinitiation complex. The transcript has 3 exons. Gene Ontology annotation, molecular function: RNA binding; ribosomal small subunit binding; translation initiation factor activity. Gene Ontology annotation, biological process: translational initiation.